Molecule: messenger RNA, 802 nt
Organism: Bombus pyrosoma
Lineage: Eukaryota; Metazoa; Arthropoda; Insecta; Hymenoptera; Apidae
Exons: 1
Coding region: 44-802 (252 amino acids)
Source: RefSeq, a predicted model, not a curated record
ACAGUAUUUUUUUAUUUCGACCAACCCCCUCUUUUUAACAAUCAUGAGUAAAUCCAGGAGAUAUAAUAAGAUAUUGAACAAAAUUGUCAACAUCAAUGAAGAUUGUUCCGAGGAUACCUCCGAAGGAGAUCAGUAUGAAUUAGGCCAAAGCGAAGUUGACGGUGAAAGUUCUGAAUACAUCAAAAGUGGAGAGAUAGAAGGAUCAUCGGAUAGCGAAGAGGAAAGCUUCUUGAAAGUGUGUCGUAACAAGAAAAGGACGCGUAUUCUUCCUAGUUCUGACUCCGAGGAUGAGAGGACGAGCGUUCCAAGCGCAUCCCAAAAUGUAAUGGGUGAAAUUGAAAUUGCGGUUGACUGGACACAGUGGAUAAAACUGAAAGCAGGCGGAUCUGGGGGUAGAACGCCCGUUCGUAUGAUAUUCAAGGAUAUCGCAGGGUUUACUGGCUGUGCUAAGAGGAAUAUUAUGUCGGGUUGUGUAACUAGUGUUUCCGAAUUGAUAAUUGACAGACACAUAACGGAAUACAUAAAAGAUUGCAGUGAAACCGAGGCACAUCGAGCUUUGAAAAAAGACUGGACAAUCACAGUUGCUGAGUUACGUAGUUUUACGACAGACAAUUUCUUUACAGGCAUCCCGCUAGCUGAAAAGUUGCUUGCAGAAAAAGCAACCUUGGUUGGGACCGUCCGGUCGAACAAAAGAGAACCGUCGAAACCAGCGAAGGAAAGAAAGAACAGGAUGACUUUGUUUUCCUCGCAUUUAUAUAAAUCAGAAAACUGCACGCUUACUGUAAAAGUAAACCUAACGUGA